GCCUAGACGGCUGGCUCCAAUGGCCCUACCGAGAUGUGCGGGAUGAUUCCCGAGAUUAACGGUGGGUACACGAGCGGCAAGUCGGGAUGGGGUAUUCUGGACAAGAAGGUGAGGGCGAACCCCCACCAGAGUCUGGGUACCGCGCGGCGCUCGCGACGGUUGAGCUGUGCUUAAGGCUAGGUAAAGGAAUGGCGACGGAAGAGGGGAUCGAUGACCAGCAGAGUGGAGGGAAUCAGGGCACGAAUGGGGAUGGGGAACGAAAUGAGGGAUCAGCGAGGGAUCGAGAGUCAGCCAAACUGGAAGGAACCCGAGAAGACGGGAAGGACCUCUCAACUGGAGAAAGCUCGGGGAAAGCUGGGGGUAGCAAAAGGGGACCUCAAGAAAACAGGGAAGGGGGAAACGAUAUGAGAACAAGUCCUCGGAACUCAACAGGAACCACCCCUAAAAAGACGAAAGUCUCGGAUGUCCGUCGUAAACUGACAGAGAUAGAAAAGCGGACUGCAGAAUUUAAGGCAAGGCUUAUCGAGCAGAUGAUGGUCGGGGAUGAGGAGAACCCCCAGGGCGCUGGGUCACGUGAGGGAUGCAGGACCGGUCAGGACGAGGCCAGGUAUGGAGGGAAGGAUAAUAGUCACAAGGGAACGCCUAACAAGAAGGGGAAGGACAAGGACGACCCCCCGACGGAAGGGACGGAAAACGCUAUGACCCUGCCCGCCAUUGACAGCGGCACUAGCCGACUGCCCGCCACGCCGAAAAUAACAGGGGCGUGCGACGGACUCUGGAGCCUUAGGGAAAGGUUCUUUGUCGUCGGCGUCGGAGUUCGUUUCAGUUCACCCCUUCUGCAGAUUUCAUUCGGUCUCCACAACAUGUCUGACCCACGAGGCAAUAACGGGAAGGGCCCCGCGGAGUCCUCCUCGGCAACGGGGAAAAGGGCAGAGGGUAAUAGAAAAUGUCACAACACGAAAACCUUUGACUCCCCUUUCAAGGUGGAUCCAAAGGCGGACGGAAAACGAGAUGAUCCUGUUUGGCAUUUCGUUGCUCGUGGUCGUUAUUUAGACGGAUCCACUGCGGUCGGGAGGAAGAACGGUCGCCGUUGUUUGUGCAGGUUAUGCGGUCGUUCUCUAUGUGGGGGUGCUCGUGAUGCGAAGGAACACUUUUUUCAUGGCGAGGGGUAUAGAUGCCCCGUGGCGACUCCGGCGGUGUGGCACGCGAUUUGGUCUAAGGAUAUGUUCAAGUGUCCUGCACAUUUGGCUUCUGUCGUGCAGGCCUUGCAAAGUCUCCCUCUAGGUCAUCCCUCUUUUCAAUGGCCACCUCUUCAUUUUCCCGAGGACGUCGUUCCGCCGCCCCCAUCGACCGCCGCCCCCUCGCAAGUGGCGCCAUCUCCAUGUGGACCACUUGCUCCCCUCCCCCCUCGUCCGGCGGCAGUCUCACCUGCGCCGCUUCGUCAGACGAUUCCCGCAGCCGUUGAUUGCAGGUCAUCUAUGGCAGCGCAGCAUGAUGCGCAAGGCACCGUGACAGUUUCGGGUGUCGGGGAACCUGUGUCGUUCGACGAGCAAGGCACUCGUGCUUUCGUCGAGGGCGAUGGGUGGGGGAAGGGUGUUGGCACAUCAUCCGGCCUCGCCCCGUUGUUCACUGGUAACAGGGACAAGGUCCCAAGAGUUCGACGCUCAGGCACACGUCCGGCCGUGGCAGGAACACCAGCAACAGGACAUCAAUCCGCUGCGUAUCCAUGGUUGCCUCCCCCUCCUUCGCAAACACGACAGCCUACACCAGACUUGACUUCAGCACCAGUUGGCGAGGCCGCUGCAACGGCCUCUGAGGGUGCAGGAAACGUCCCGCUCGACGAGCCCGUUCAGGUUUCGGAUUCGUCACCCACUCCUGUGCCCGUGAACGGCCCGACCUCGCAGCACGGUGUUUUUGGGACACUGGAUCCUUUAGAAAAUUUGUGCAACAUUGCAGCUCCGAGUCCAGGCCCCACCGCAUCAUCUGCGGUCGGGGGCGGGGUGUGGGAUUCGCUAGUUUUGCAAGCUUUCACAACGAAGGCUCUGCUGCUUCCYGCCGAGMCUCGCUUCGGUACGCAUGUGAUUAUGAUGCGACGACUUCUUCUGCUGCAAUCGCAUYUUAYGCAGGUGGUCGUUGAYGAUCGAUGGAAGGACACUGUUUGGUCAACGAAGAAGAUUCGAGACGAUGCCGCGGAGGUCACAGCAUGUGUCGGUUGUCCUCAAUGGUGGGAGGAUAUGAGAGCGCUGUGCAAGUUGUUGGAUCCCAUCAUGGAAAUGCUGCAGAUGGUGGACAGCGACACGAGGCAGAUUGCCAAGAUUUUGCGUCGGUACGACGAGAUGAUCGUGCGUUGCUUGUCUGCAUGUGCCGCUUUGGAGAAGGACGAGCAGGACGCGAUGCUUGAAGUGUUUGACAGACGCCGCUCCAUGUUCAAGUCGCCUGCUCAUGCUGCUGCCAUGAUGUUGGACCCCGAGUUUCGAGACCGGACGAUGCCAGACGACGAGGAGAUGCAGCACGGUUUGAAACUCGCUCUGAUUCAGUUUGGGUACCCGGAACAUUCGGAUCAGCACAACGAGGUCCUCACUGCCAUUGACAAGUUCCAUUCUAGGGAACCGCCGUUCGACGACGUGGUCAUGGACCGGGCGGCGAGGAGCUAUACCCAUCCAACCUGUUUCUGGGAGUCGAAGGAGAAGAGGUUCCCGCACACGGCCUUCUUCGCUGGCAGGAUACUGCGUGUGUGGGCGACUGCAUCGCCUUGCGAGAGAGCUUGGUCCCGUUGGAGUUUCAUCCACUCCAAAUCUCGUAACAGAUUGGAGGUGGCGCGGGCCGAGAAGCUCGUGCGAUGCCAUUGGAACCUUCAGCUCCUCGACAGGCAGGCUAUGUUGGACGAUGCUCCCAAUGACAAGCAACAUCCGUAUGGGAGCUGGGUGCACUACUGGCAGCAGGUGAAGGAGGAGGUGCCCACCGACCAGCAGUUUGUGGCAGACCGAGGAGCCCGUGUGACGGUCACGAAGGAGGAGUUGACACAGGCGACAGAGAGGAUGCACGCCGUGUCCCGCAUGGGAGCCACUCGUCGCUUGCGGGAGUCUGACAGGAGGAGGUGUCGUGGCGGCGGUCGCGGAGGUGGUCGUCGGGGCGGUCGUGGGCGAGGCGGGCGUGGAGGUCCUGGUGGGAGGCGUAGUGUCGCGAGUCGUGGAAGGGCAGGGGACGAGCUAGUACGCAAGCCUCGACAGCGAUGGGAUGAGGGAGACUUUUUGUACGAGAGCUUGUCCAGCGAUGACGAGGAUUUCUUCGGGACUGGCAGGCCUGCACAGGAUGGCGACAGCGAUUUCGACGACCGUCACCCGGACGUGGACGACGAUGAUGGCGCCAGUGACGAUGAUCACGGUGACGGAGGCGAUAGGCCACGACCUGCACAUGGUGACACGAUGCGCGCCGACGGGGCAGGGGGCGAGCACCGCAUAGCACUAGAUGACGCUCGAGAUAGAGUGGAUGAUGAUGGUUCACGACCUGUCCCGGGCGGUGACCUGAGGGGCUUGCAACGCGGACCAAGGGAAAAGGACACUAUCGCCUCACGUGUGCGCAAAUGUCAUGAUGGGGUUGCUAGCAUUCCACUAGCACGAGUCCCCGCAACUGAGCAGAUUCCAGUUUCCGUUGACUCUUUAUGCGAUCACGACGGCGAGGAGCGGAUCGAGAUGCAUGGCGGGAGCGAUCAUCCACGAGGUGACACUUCGAGUAUGCACGCGACAGCUCCGAUGGGGCCUUCCGCAGCAGUCCCAGAAUCGCAACAGGGUCCAGCACCGUUGAUGCGUCAUCCCGAGGUUCAGGGAAAGAUCRGUCCUCUCCCGRCAGUGMGGGACGAGGGUUCUGYCGGUGCACUGCAUCCACUCACGUCUGYCGGAGCGGCAGUCUCAGUUGCAGCGACCUCGGAUGUGGGACAACCACUGGCAGCGGUGGAGCAAGAAAGUAUGCUCCCACCUCGCAGUGUUCAACCCAAUAUCUCACACACUCCCGCAGCCGAGCAGAGCGCCACAGGCCAUGUCGGCCUCGCAUGCCCCACCGGCAGUCUUCCGGGUACCGGCGAGUUACUGAACAUGGACUCUGUGCUCGUUUCUCUGCCGGACUUGUCGACGUUGAUAUCCCCACGUCUACCCCAUGUGUCACCGCCCAAGACACAACAGCCUGUCGUCAUGGAGCGUGGAUCGGACGGGUUUGACGUGACAGGAGGCGAUAUCGCCGAUAUGAUUACGAGCCCAAUGGUGUCUGCCACGCCCACGAUUUUUCGUGUUGGCAAACCACGCGAGGUUGCCCUUGGUUUGGCGGAGACGGCGACGCAAUACCACCGCGACGGUCGGCGCAGUAUCGUACAGCGCAGUCUUUCUCAUUCGUUUGACGGCGCAGAGGAAGGGUCUCCUGGUGGGCCAGUUGACGCAGUCGAAAGAGAAGCAAGACCCCCAAGUCCGCCGUCAAACUCAGAGCAUCAUCCGAUUGCCGCGGCUGUCGGCGCAGAUGCGAGCGUCCCUGUCGCAAACACUUUGGAUGCGACAGUACAGCUUGUGGUUAGGUCAUCGCCGACAGCACGGCGCGACAGAGCUACUGUUUUGCCGACAAUGGCAUUCUAUGCCAACGGGAAGAAGUUUGAGGACCGACACGGGAGUGCUUUGCCGACGAAGAUGUCCGAUGUCCAUGCUACGGGAGCCGUGAAAGCGAGUCUUUCUCGGGCAAGGAAGAAGGCCUCGGCAAGGAAGGCGUCACGUUCAUCCUCACAUAUGCGUUCCCGAGAGAGAGGAUCGGGCGUUGUGCAUCUYGAGGACGGAGAGAUUGCACCUGACGGCGACGCAUUGGAUGUUGGAGGGAGRGAUGCAACGACGGCGGAUAUCGUCGGCAGGGAGGGCACAGGGAAUGCAGUGGCAGGUCAGAAGAGACGCGGCAGUGUACUUAUCGUCCACGACGACAACACGGAUGUCGCCCCGGGAGAGACCACAGGCACUGAUGAUGCAGGGGACUCCGAUUACAUACCCAAACAACGGGCGGCGGAUAGAGAUGAUGGAGGAGGGCGACGAGUGAGACCGAGGACACGACUCGGGCCGUAAGGGCAGCGAGCACAGGGCACACCAUCGGCGAUGAUUCCUGCCCCCAUAGAUCG
Molecule: messenger RNA, 5143 nt
Organism: Chara braunii
Lineage: Eukaryota; Viridiplantae; Streptophyta; Charophyceae; Charales; Characeae
Source: the annotation of a GenBank genome assembly